Perognathus longimembris pacificus (Pacific pocket mouse) is the source of this 2376-nucleotide messenger RNA. It is a transcript of the gene Cd101, whose product is annotated as CD101 molecule. The record is from RefSeq and is a predicted model, not a curated record. Lineage: Eukaryota; Metazoa; Chordata; Mammalia; Rodentia; Heteromyidae.
AUGCUAAUGAAGCAGACCCAGGGCUCUGGAGCUGUGGCUCAAAGGGUAGAACACCAGCCUUGCACCAAGAAGUUCAAUGAACAUGGCUGGUUGAAACCAGCAAAGGCUGUGUUACAGAUGGGCCUCUGUACCAUCUUUGUCCCGGCGCAGCACACCCACCUCUCUGUCAUGUGGUACCUGAUGCGGGAAGGAGAAUGAAGUCAAGCCACCGAGAUUAUUUCUCUCACCAAAGAUUUCAUGUUGAUCCCUGGGCCCUCCCAUGCAGGGAGGUUUGCAGCAGGGGAGGUGCGGCUGUACAAGCUCGGGGAGGCAACCUUCAGGCUGUCCAUUGGCAGGUUCCAGCCUGCAGAUCAAGGACAGCUGUUCUGCGAAGAAACAGAGUGGAUUCAAGAUCCAAAUGAAACAUGGACUCAGAUCAUGAGGAAGCAGGUGGGCAGUACCCAGGCCCCACAGCUCCAGGGCUUCUGGCCCCUUACCGGGGCUGAGAUUGUUCAGAUCGAUGCAGGUGGAGUCCUGGGCUUAAAGGAGUAUGGAGACAUAGAGCAAAGACAGCUCCAGGUUUCAAAGCCAAGCCCCUAGUCUUUCUCCCUGACAGUCUUCUCUGCAGGCCCCGAGGAUGCGGGUGCCCACAGCUGCACCAUGGCAGAGGUGGCCAGGCCCCCUGAGGGCUCCUGGCAUGAGCUGCAGAGGAAGCGAUCACCAGCCAGCCAGGUUUGCCAGAGGAGGCCAGCAGCCAGAAGCAUGGUUGUGUCAACCAAGGAGCACUCUGUACUGGAAGGAGAGCCAUUCUCCCUCAUCUGCAAGGCAGAAGGCCCAAAGUCCUCCUCCGUGAGCUGGUGGCAUGACCCACAGGACCAGACCAAGCCCUGGCUUGUUACUGGCCUGGAACUGAAGGGCAGCACGCAGCUGGGUGCCUCCUCGGGGAGCCCUCGAUACCAUGGCAACGUGAGGCUGCAGAAAGUGGAUUGGGCCACCUUCUGGCUGGAGAUUCCCUCUACCACAGUCACGGACAGCGGAGCCCACAGGUGCAGAGGUUCUGAGAGCCCCCAGCACAGAGCCCCUGAGCAGCCAUGGACUCACAAGGUUCUAGCCACUGUAACAUUUCUGAAAUCAAGUUUAGAAGUUCACCGGAUGAGCCAGCAGCCCUACGAGAAGCUAGGGCCCUUCCCCCUGUCCUGUGUAGUGGCCGCCGCUUCCUCUGCCCUCAGGCUGCUCCUUCCAGUGAUGUGGCAGUUCCCGCCAGCAGGGUCUCAAGUCUUUCAUCAGCUGGUUCACAUUACCCAUGACAGCACUGUUGAAUGGAGGUGUAUGGCGGGGGGGGGGGGGGGGACUCUCCUAUCUCAGAUCCACAAAAAGACAAAGGUCUCGCAGACGUGGAUUCGUUCUCAGCUCCUAGUCCACGAUGCCACUAAGGAAGAUUCUCCUGAAUGGGAGCACACAUUGAAUGCAGUAACUCCCACUCUCAUCUUGCCAGAGCAGUUCUCUUCCAAGCUCCUGUCACCCGCCCGUUACUUCACCUCCUUCUUCACCUCAUGUCCAGACUCCUGCAGCAGGACAUUUGCUAUGAACCACUGCUAUGAACCUUUAGGACAGCUUGGGGCCGCCUCCUCUCGGAAGUCUCCCUUUGCUCCUGUAUUUGGGCUACAUGGCCCUUUGAGGGCUCUGAUAACUUCCACACCUGUGCCAGAGAGCAAGCUGAAAGAGAGCUCUGCUAGUCAUGCCCAAGAGAUCCCCAUCUGCUCCAACUCAGACACAAAAUACAGCAUCGAGUCCUGGUCCGCUGGAAACCUUUCAGGCACCACUGAGGCAUCCUGGGUGAAGAUUCUGGAAAUAGAUCAAACCAAUGUUGUAAAAUAUGGGGCUGAAUUUCAUACCCCAUGGAAAAAGGGAAAAUUUCAUGUAGAGAAAGACAAACACCACUGUGUGGUGGGGAAGUGGCUCUUGUACAAUGGCACGUGGAAGAAGUGUGGUGGACAGAAGUCAGGACCAACAGAACUCAAACUCAGCCCCACAGGAAGUCAGGUGAGGGUUCCCAAGGCCCACUGGGCAGGAAAGGCCCCUGAGCACAAGGAGGUGGACAUCCGCUGUGGCCCCCAGGGCCUGGGUGGUGUGGCCUCAUUGUACUGGGUGACCCAGCAGCAGGUUGCAGAGCUCACGUUCCCUUCCAGAAUCUGCUCAUGGCCACCUUUAGUCCACUUGCUGGUCCUCUGCCCAUUUGUGUUGCUCAUCCUUCUGCUCCUUUCCCUCCUCAGCAUGCACAGCAAGGCCAGGAAAUUCUGUAAGUGCCGCCCUGCUCUGAAAAGCAGACAUGAGUUUGUCCGGGAAGCAGGCUCGCCCUGGUACCUGCAGGUGCCCACGCUGCCCAGGGCCUGUUGA